AUGAGCGACCCCCUGGAUCCAAUGUUGGAUGACAUCUAUCGACUCUCUGCUACCGAACCCAUCUCAUUUGACACGGAGGGAUAUGAAGAAUACAAAAUGCCCCAGCUCGUAUCCGAACUGAAACCCGUGGGAGUCAUCAAUACUAAAGGCAAGCUUAUCGGCGUCCGGUUCCAGAACUUCAUCGGCGAUGAUACUAACGUCGUAGCUCUUUCCAACAUAAUUCCCAAGGCUCCUAUUACUGUUGAUGUCAAUCCCGACAGUGCUCACUAUAUAGCUAUACCUGUUCUCUCUAAGGAUUUCAUGACAAAUCUGACUGCUGGUUACCGCGAGGUUGAGAUGCAACUCCGAACUGUGAGAGAGAAUGAGUAUAUCAAAGACUAUACUCCUCUCAAGCUACGAAAGGGUGGUUUGGAGCGAGACAUUAUCGUCGUGCCUGGAAGCAUGCCCCUGUUUUCGGGGAGAGGAAGAACGAUCUGGUAA
Fusarium odoratissimum NRRL 54006 is the source of this 480-nucleotide messenger RNA. RefSeq lists its product as uncharacterized. The transcript is spliced from 2 exons. NCBI's taxonomy places the organism in Eukaryota, Fungi, Ascomycota, Sordariomycetes, Hypocreales, Nectriaceae. The record is from RefSeq and is a predicted model, not a curated record. Bases 1 to 480 code for a protein of 159 amino acids.